AUGGCCUUUGCCAAGCGCCGAGAGACCCUUGCCAUUCUUUCUCCUCGACCAAUGUCCCCCGAGUCUUCUGCAGUGUCCUCUGUCGAAUACCUUCCCGCUGAGCCUCACCAUAUGGGUGUUCCGGAUGGUGGCCGUCGCGCCUGGCUAGUAGUUUUGGGCGGCUUCAUCAACUUCACUGCCUCGUUUGGUCUCAUCAACUCUUUUGGUACUUUUGAAGCCGAGUAUGAGGACGCUCUCCUCUGGAACACCUCCACCGCCACUUGGAUUGGAAGCGCGCAGAUGUUUGUUCUUUUCUUUGGUGGCAUUUUUGUCGGUCCAGCCUUUGACAGAUGGGGUGCUCGCAAACUCAUGCUGACUGGAACGUUUCUCUGCCUGGUCGCGCUCAUCUCCUGCAGCUUUGCCAGAGAAUUUUAUCAGUUUCUUCUCGCCCAAGGAAUCCUUUUCGGCUUGGGCAGCGCUCUACUAUUCUACCCCGUCACGAGUUCUGUUUCGGAAUGGUUCGACAAGAACCGCGGCCUUGCUCUCGGCGUUGUUGUUUCCGGAGCCUCGGCUGGUGGCAUUCUGUGGCCCAUCAUCUUGAAUCAGCUAUUCAUCACGCUCAAGAUCCAAUGGACGCAUCGUGUGAGCGCAGCCAUUGCUAUUCCUAUGAUGCUCAUUUCUUGCCUGCUGGUCAGGGAACGCAAAAGUAUUGCCGGACAUGACACAGCCGGAAACGAAAUUAAGGCUUCGCAGAGGUCCGUAUCCAAGGCAAUCUGUGAUGCGCGUUUCUUGGGACUUAGCGGCGCACUGCUUUUCAUUAACUGUGGAAUGAUGCUCCCCUUUUUUUACAUACCGCAGUACGCCAAGAACAAUCAUUUUGAUGGCACAACGGCCAAUAAUUUGCUUGCCAUUUCUUAUGCCGCAUCUCUGGUCGGCCGCAUCUUUACCGGAUGGGUUUCGGAUCACGUUGGCAGUUUUCUUAUUGUCUUUUCGCUCCUGUUCGGCUUUUCGUCUGGUGGUGUUGUUCCCCUUGGCUCUGCUUGCGUCGCGCAGACAACUCCAGACAUGGGCUAUAUUGGACUUCGCAUCGGAGUCAUGAUGGCCAUUUGUUCAGCAGGAACUCUUGCUGGUGGCCCAGCCGCUGGCGCCAUCAAGGAUGCAACGGGUGAAUGGGGUGGAGUGUUUGUAUUUUCUUCUGCGGUCACCAUGAGUGGUACCGCAAUACUGUUUGUGACCAGGAUGAUUUUCAGCAAGCGCCUUGUAUUCUAA
Cordyceps militaris CM01 is the source of this 1248-nucleotide messenger RNA. Its product is annotated as monocarboxylate transporter, putative. Gene Ontology annotation, cellular component: fungal-type vacuole membrane. NCBI's taxonomy places the organism in Eukaryota, Fungi, Ascomycota, Sordariomycetes, Hypocreales, Cordycipitaceae. The coding region runs from base 1 to 1248 and encodes 415 amino acids. Gene Ontology annotation, biological process: transmembrane transport. Gene Ontology annotation, molecular function: transmembrane transporter activity. The transcript is spliced from 5 exons. The record is from RefSeq and is a predicted model, not a curated record.